Toxorhynchites rutilus septentrionalis is the source of this 5310-nucleotide messenger RNA. RefSeq lists its product as uncharacterized. Gene Ontology annotation, molecular function: nucleic acid binding. The coding region runs from base 1 to 5310 and encodes 1769 amino acids. The transcript has a single exon. The record is from RefSeq and is a predicted model, not a curated record. Lineage: Eukaryota; Metazoa; Arthropoda; Insecta; Diptera; Culicidae. Gene Ontology annotation, biological process: DNA integration.
AUGCCGCCAUCAACAUCGUCAUCCAGCAAACGUUCACCGUCCCUAAAAUUGCUGAAAACAAGGCUGAAGGAAGUUAUGGUAACAUUUAAUGAUAUUUGGCAGUUUACCGAACAGUUUGAGGAGGAGGUUACAAAUAGUCAAAUAGAUAUACGCUUAGAAAAAUUGGAUGAAUUGUGGGAAAAAUUUGGCGAUACUUUGAUCGAGAUUAAGGCUCAUGAUGAUUUUGUUGUCGAGCAGGACGAUUUCGACGAGGAAAGGCAAGAAUUCAGCACCCGUUAUUAUAAAACCAAGGCAUUCCUAAUGGAUAAGAUCAAGGAACGACGUGAACCAUUGACGCCCAAUCAGUCCAUUCGAGUUGGUGACAUGACUAUGCAGGAACCACCAGACCACGUGCGCUUACCCCAGAUCAAACUACAAACAUUUGAUGGGGAUAUUGACGCAUGGCUAAGUUUUCGUGAUUUAUUCUCCUCAUUGAUCCACUUGAAGGCAGACCUACCUGAAGUUGAAAAAUUUCAUUAUUUAAAAGGCUGUCUGAUGGGAGAACCGAAGAAUUUGAUCGAUCCACUUCCAAUAACCAAAGCCAAUUAUCAAAUAGCAUGGGAUAUGCUUAUGAAAAGAUACAAUAAUUGCAAGCAACUCAAAAAGCGGCAGGUAUUGUCUUUGUUUAAAUUACCUACUCUUUCAAAGGAAUCUGUACCCGAGCUACACAAUCUGUUGGAAAGUUUCGAACGAAUAGUGCAAACACUCGACCAAAUCAUACGACCAGUAGAUUAUAAGGAUUUGCUACUGGUAAACAUGCUCUCAACACGUCUCGACCCCGUCACGCGUAGAGGUUGGGAGGAGGUAUCUUCAACCAAGGAACAGGAUACGAUUGCAGACCUGACUGAUUUCCUGCAUCGACGCAUAGGAGUAUUGGAAUCAUUGCCGCCAAAACCGGUGGACACUAGAGGUGUGCCACAAUUCCCAACCCAAAACAAGCAGAAAUUCGGCACGGGAAAGGCUAAUUUCAAUAGUUUCCCAACUGCCACGAUACGAUGUGUUGCCUGCAAGGAGAAUCAUCUUUUAUACCAAUGUUCGAGAUUUCGGUCUAUGUUAGUAUCAGAAAGGGAUACUUUGCUAAAAACGCAUUCGCUUUGCAGAAAUUGCUUUAAAACCGGACAUCAAGCAAGAACUUGCGAAUCCAAAUAUAGCUGUAGAAACUGCAAGGGUCGUCAUCAUACGCUUGUGUGUUUUAAACCUGGUAAGGAUUCGAAUGUCAAAAUAGCAUCAGUCGCAAGAAAUGAUUGUAACUCCGAAGAAGCUGGCUGUUCAUCAGGUUCUAAUUCCUCCCGUGUGGCAAACACUGCAGCAAGCGAUGUUCAAUUGUCUGGAAGUGCGCAGCGAUUAUCAUCAUCGAUUUUAUUGGCAACAGCGGUGGUGCUGAUAGAGAACUGUGAAGGCAGUUGGUAUCCAGCUCGCGCACUUUUAGAUUCUGGUUCCGAAAGUAAUUUCAUUUCCGAGCGGCUAUGUCAAAGGUUGAAACUGAAACGAGACGAAGUGGAUAUUUCAGUUCUUGGAAUUGGGCAAGCUGCAACCAAGGUUCACCAUAGGAUACAUACAGCAGUUAAGUCUCGGAUUUCAAACUACACGCGGGAGAUGAAUUUCCUAGUCCUACCCAAGGUCACGGUCAAUCUUCCUACAGCAACGGUAAAUACCAAAGGUUGGUCCAUCCCAAAUGGAAUUAAGUUGGCGGAUCCUGCAUUCUUCGAAUCCAAGGCGGUGGACCUGGUUCUUGGCAUUGAGGCAUUUUUUGAAUUUUUUGAAUCUGGAAAAAGAGAAACAUUAGGAGAAAAUUUACCAAUACUCACCGAAUCCGUUUUUGGGUGGAUAGUGUGUGGAGGAUUAUCCGUUCCAAACCAUGACAUCCACAUCAACUGCAACGUUUCUGCUUCCGAAAAACUGGACGAUUUAAUUGCUCGAUUUUGGUUCUGCGAGGAAAUUGGAUCAACGAAAUAUUCACCGGAAGAAACACGCUGUGAACUAUUUUACCAGCAGACUGUUCGGCGAGAAGCAAAUGGACGGUACAUAGUGUCACUACCGAAAGAUGAAGGCGUUUAUCCACGGUUGGGCGAGUCAAGGGACAUCGCAUUCCGGCGUCUUCAGGGAAUUGAGAGGAGGUUGGCUCGAGAUUCCACAUUAAAAGAUGAAUAUACCGCAUUCAUGCAAGAAUACCUGGAGCUAGGUCAUAUGAGGAAAAUUAACGCUGAUGAGCGUGAUAGUGUGAAGAGAUGUUAUUUGCCACAUCACCCGGUUAUAAAGGAAACCAGCACAACUACCAAAGUGCGUGUCGUCUUCGAUGCUUCCUGUAAGACGUCCACAGGUGUAUCUCUCAACGAUGUACUACUGACAGGGCCGGUGGUACAAGAUGAUUUAAGAUCAAUAAUUCUGCGUAGUCGAACUUACCAAAUUAUGCUUGUAUCCGACAUAGAGAAAAUGUUCAGACAAGUUAAUGUGUGUCCUAUGGAUAGAACGUUGCAGAGCAUUUUAUGGCGUUUUCCACACGAGGAUUCCGUUGGUACAUAUGAGUUGAACACCGUUACCUACGGAACAAAACCCGCACCUUUCUUGGCUUCUCGAACGUUGAAAGAAUUGGCAAUGAAUGAGGAGCAAAACUUUCCACUGGCAGCCAAAUUUAUAAUAGAGGACACAUAUGUCAAUGACAUCAUCACAGGAGCAAACAACAUAGACAGCAUAAAUAAUUUAAAAACACAGCUUAAUCAAAUUAUGGAUCGAGGCGGAUUCAAACUACGGAAAUGGGCAUGCAAUCGAUCAGAAGUUCUGGAAGGAAUUCCCAAAGAAAACCUAGCACUGUGCGACUCAGUCGAAUUCAAAAUGGAAACAGAUCGUUCUAUAAAGGCCUUAGGAUUGGCCUGGAUCCCAAAGGGGGAUAAAUUAAUUUUCCAGUUCAACAUUCCAUCUCCAACAACGAUCAAGCAGCUCACCAAACGCCAAAUACUGUCCGUCAUUGCAUCGUUGUUUGAUCCACUAGGGCUAUUAGGAGCUACGAUUACUGCAGCCAAGAUCAUUAUGCAGCUGCUAUGGUCAUUAAAAGACGCAAAUAACAAAGGUCUAGAUUGGGAUCAACCUGUACCAUCGAAAGUUGCAGAGAUGUGGUUGAAGUAUCAUGCGGAGCUUCCAUCAUUGAAUGAAAUACAAAUAGAUCGAUGCGUGGUCAUCCCCGAUGCAACCAUGAUAGAAAUUCAUUGCUUUUCGGAUGCCUCGGAGAAGGCAUAUGGUGCAUGUUUAUAUAUUCGAAGCCAGAAUGUAAACGGGAAAAUUCAAGCCCGGCUUCUCACUUCCAAAUCCAAGGUGGCGCCAUUAAAAUGCCAGACGAUUCCCAGACUCGAGCUGUGUGGUGCAUUUUUGGCAGUACAACUGUACGAGAAGGUACGCGAAUCAACGCGAUUUAAAUCAAAAGGUUAUUUUUGGACGGACUCCACAUGUGUACUGCGUUGGAUAAGAGCAACUCCAACGACAUGGACCACCUUCGUGGCCAAUAGAGUGGCAAAAAUACAAGCUGUUUCUGAAGGUUGUCAAUGGAAACAUGUUCCAGGUAUCAACAAUCCAGCAGAUAUGAUUUCCAGAGGAAUUUCACCCCAUGAAAUCACAAUGUCCAAGAUUUGGUGGCAUGGACCAAGAUGGUUGGAACAAGAAGAAAGUACCUGGCCCGAUUUCAACUUAAACAGCAUUGCUGAACUAGAAGAGGAACUACGUCCUAGAAAAAUCACCAGUUCCGCAAUCAAGGAGUUCAGUGAGUGGUACAUUGAAAAAUUUUCCACUUACACUAAAUUAAUAAGAAGCACCGCAUAUUGGCUGAGGUUGAUCAAUCGUCUUCAAUCAACAUGCAAGACUAAGGAGCCAAACACAUUCCUUACCACUGCAGAGCUACGACAAGCAGAAAACACAAUAAUUCGUCGAGUUCAUCAGGAAACGUUCAUUGAUGAGUGGAAGAGCCUAUCCAAAGGAGAACCGGUGUCGAGAAAAUCAGCGUUGCGUUGGUAUAAUCCAUACAUCUGCAAAGAAAAUUUGAUUAGAAUAGGAGGUAGACUAUCGAAUUCGAACGAAACAGAGGAUACAAAACAUCCAGCGGUGUUGCCGGCUCGACACGUAUUUACUCGUAUGCUGAUGCGAUAUUAUCACGAAAGACUAUUGCAUGCUGGUCCACAGUUGUUGUUGGGAACAGUCAGGUUGAAAUUUUGGCCAUUAGGAGGAAGGAGUGUCGCCCGAAAUGUAGUUCACCAAUGCUUGAAAUGUUUUCGAGCAAAGCCAUCAACAGUCCGUCAGUUUAUGGGGGAACUGCCAGCAGCACGCGUCACGCCAUCUCGUCCAUUCCUGAAUACCGGAGUUGAUUACUUCGGACCUCUUUACGUACGAGUAGCUCCUCGACGUACCACAACGAAGGCAUAUGUUGCCAUUUUCAUUUGCCUAUGCACAAAGGCCGUGCAUCUAGAGUUGGUGUCUGACCUGUCGACUGACCGAUUCCUUCAAGCCCUACGCCGGUUUAUAUCAAGAAGGGGGCUAUGUGCACACAUCUAUUCUGACAACGGGACAAAUUUUGUCGGAGCCUGGAAUAAAAUAAAAGAAAUUUUCAUAAGAAUGAAGAGCAACGAUUACCGUGAUACGAUUUCCAAGGAAUGCACCAAAUAUGGUAUCCAAUGGCAUUUUAAUCCUCCACGUGCUCCCCAUUUCGGAGGUUUAUGGGAGGCAGCGGUCCGUUCUGCGAAAAAACAUCUUCUGAAGGUCGUUGGAGAACAUCCGGUGUUGGUAGAAAAUUUGUCAACGUUACUGGUUCAGGUGGAAGGCUGUCUCAACUCACGUCCAUUGACUCCAUUAAGUGAUGAUCCAACCGAUUUAGAUCCUCUAACGCCAGCGCAUUUUUUAAUUGGUUCCUCACUCCAAGCACUGCCGGAACCAAGCACCGAAAAUAUUCCCAUCAACCGGCUUAAUAGAUGGCAGUUGGUACAACGACAACUCGAGGAUUUCUGGAAACGGUGGCGCCGAGAAUACCUUUGUCAACUUCAAGGGAGAAACAAACGAUGGAAACCUCCAUUGAAAAUCGAUGUUGACAAACUAGUGGUCAUUCAAGAUGACAAUCAGCCACCCAUGCGGUGGAAAAUGGGCAGAAUCAUCGCCACUCACCCAGGCCCAGAUGGUGUUGUUCGAGUAGUGACAUUAAAAACUGCCACAGGAAUUUUGAAGCGACCGGUAGAGAAAAUAUGUAUGCUUCCGAUAGUUGACUGCAAUGCCGAUUCAGCACAAGAACAUAUGUAG